This is a messenger RNA of Medicago truncatula (barrel medic), 2670 nucleotides long. Its product is annotated as mitochondrial proton/calcium exchanger protein. Gene Ontology annotation, molecular function: ribosome binding; calcium ion binding. Lineage: Eukaryota; Viridiplantae; Streptophyta; Magnoliopsida; Fabales; Fabaceae. Gene Ontology annotation, biological process: intracellular monoatomic cation homeostasis. The record is from RefSeq and is a predicted model, not a curated record. Gene Ontology annotation, cellular component: mitochondrial inner membrane. Bases 211 to 2385 code for a protein of 724 amino acids. The transcript has 15 exons.
AUAUACCCUUGAACAAUUUCAAAGAUUAUAAAAUGAAAAACGUGUAAUUAGUAAGGGACAAAAUCGUAAAAAAACACCUAUCCCCUUCCUUAAACCUCUCUUCUCUUCUCCUUUCUCUGGUGGCGCUUUCUUUCUUACACCUUUUCUCUCUUCAUUCUUCUUCACACGCUUCACAUAAUAAUAAUCACUUAUUCUACUUAAUCAAACAAAAUGGCUUCUCGAGCGAUUUUGAGAAGAAGAACAAGAACUUCCAUUCAACAAUAUUUCAACAACACUUCACAAUCUUCAUCUUCGAUUUCAUCUUUUCGUUCUAUCGCUGCUACAAAAGAGGAAUUACUCAAUUACUCACCAGUUUUUGGACAAGUCGUUCGCCGAUUCACAAACGGGAGUAGUUCCGGAAACGGUUUCACGAAAUCGAAUGUGUUCAAUGAGUCGAUUGGUGUGAGGUUUUUGUCGCAGUCGUCGGAAGCGGCGGCAAGGAAGAAGGAAGAGCCGCCGGAGAAUGAUGAUGUGGUGAAGAAGCGGAAAGAAGCUUCUCCUGAGGAAUGCGAUCAAGCGGUUGAAGGAUUAACGGAAGCGAAAGCAAAAGCUAAGGCGAAACGUUCUCAAGAAGCGCAGAAAGAUGCGCAGAGUGUUGUGCAAAGAGUUAGGGCUGUGAUUUUAGGGAUUGGUCCUGCUUUGAGAGCUGUUGCUUCCAUGAGCAGAGCGGACUGGGCCAACAAACUUGUUCACUGGAAAGACGAGUUCAUAUCAACAUUAAAGCAUUACUGGUUGGGUUGUAAACUGCUGUGGGCUGAUGUGAGAAUCAGUUCUAGGUUGUUGUUGAAGCUUGCUAAUGGGAAGAGUCUCUCUAGAAGGGAGAGACAGCAACUGACGCGAACUACUGCCGAUAUCUUUAGGCUAGUUCCUGUUGCAGUUUUCAUUAUUGUCCCCUUUAUGGAAUUCCUCUUGCCUGUGUUUCUUAAGGUAUUCCCCAACAUGUUGCCAUCAACAUUUCAGGACAAGAUGAAAGAACAGGAAGCAUUGAAAAGGAAACUCAAGGCAAGAAUGGAGUAUGCAAGAUUCCUUCAAGAUACAGUCAAAGAAAUGGCAAAAGAAGUUCAAAACUCCGGUAGCGGAGAAAAGAAGAAAACAGCUGAAGAUCUUGAUGACUUUAUAAACAUGAUUAGAAAAGGUUCAAGUAUCUCUAAUGAGGAAAUUUUGGGUUUUGCUAAGUUGUUUAAUGAUGAGCUUACUCUAGAUAAUAUAAACAGGCCCCGAUUAGUAAAUAUGUGCAAGUACAUGGGUAUCAAUCCUUUUGGAACUGAUGCAUACCUACGAUAUAUGCUACGAAAACGUCUACGGAUGAUUAAGGAAGAUGAUAAAUUGAUUCAAGAAGAAGGUGUAGAUUCUCUUUCAGAAGCUGAACUCCGGGAAGAUUGUAGAGAGCGAGGCAUGCUUGGGUUGCGUUCUGUUGAAGAAAUGCGCCAACAGCUUCGAGAUUGGUUGGACUUAUCUUUGAAUCACUCUGUGCCAUCAUCUCUUUUGAUACUUUCAAGGGCAUUUAUUGUGUCUGGGAGAUCGAAACCAGAAGAAAUACUACAGAAUACAAUUUCUUCUCUUCCUGAUGAGCUUGUAGAUACUAUACAAGUUACAUCUUUACCCUCUGAGGAUUCUGUCUCAGAGAGGAAGAGGAAACUGGAGUUCCUUGAAAUGCAGGAAGAACGUAUUAAGGAGGAGGAAGAAAAGGAGGAAGCGGAGCAAGCAAGAAUUGAGAUGGAUUCUAGUCAGGAAGAUAAGGCUUUGAAUGAGAUGAAUAUUUCAACGGCAAAAGAAGCACAUCAACUUGCUAGAAACAGAGCAGUGGAAAGCAAAGAGCAGCUGUGUGAAAUUAGCCGUGCAUUAGCUGUUUUAGCUUCUGCGUCGUCUGUAAGUACAGAGCGCGAAGAUUUUCUAAGACUAGUUAAUAAAGAGAUAGAACUCUAUAACAGCAUGGUAGAGAAAGAGGGUUCAGAUGGUGAAAAAGAUGCCUUUAAGGCAUAUAAAGCUGCCCGAGAGGAACAUGAGCAUGCUGCUGAGUCGGAUGAUGAUCGGGAUAAGGUGUCAUCCGCACUCAUAGAAAGAGUUGAUGCCAUGCUCCAAAAUCUUGAGAAGGAAAUAGAUGACGUGGAUGCCAAAAUUGGUGACCGAUGGAGGCUUCUGGAUAGAGAUUAUGAUGGGAAAGUAACUCCUGAGGAGGUAGCAUCGGCUGCAAUGUACUUGAAGAAUACAUUGGGGAAAGAAGGCGUCCAAGAACUCGUCAGCAAUCUUUCCAAAGAUAAAGAUGGGAAAAUACUAGUGGAGGACAUUGUUAAAUUGGGUGGUUGGAGAGAAGAUGGUCAUACAGCUGAAGAUGAAAGACCAUGAGGGUAUGAUCCCUUACAUGAUUUCCAGAUACAUCUUUAUUUUGUUAUUCCAUGCCACACAAAAUGUGGCGCAAAUAUAUUUUAGGCCACCAUUCAAAAUCUCUUCGUCAUUGAUUUUGUAUUAUGUAUUUAAUAAGUAGUUCAACUGUAGCAGUCGGAUGAAAAGGAAGCGUGUACAAGCUCUGUAAAUUUUUGACAACUGAUGACACAAAUAUGCUCAGAUUUACACAUGAUAGUUAAAGUUAACCUGAUGAAAUAUAAAUGAGAUAAUGUAUUAUUUUGAGUA